Messenger RNA from Danio aesculapii, 5786 nucleotides. RefSeq names its product RAR-related orphan receptor C b (gene rorcb). NCBI's taxonomy places the organism in Eukaryota, Metazoa, Chordata, Actinopteri, Cypriniformes, Danionidae. The record is from RefSeq and is a predicted model, not a curated record. Gene Ontology annotation, molecular function: zinc ion binding; nuclear receptor activity; RNA polymerase II cis-regulatory region sequence-specific DNA binding. The coding region runs from base 262 to 1695 and encodes 477 amino acids. Gene Ontology annotation, cellular component: nucleus. The transcript has 10 exons. Gene Ontology annotation, biological process: regulation of transcription by RNA polymerase II.
AGCAGAGGGAGGAGGACGACGAUUCUCACCGCGCCGUAACACACACACACACUUCGAAAGCAACUUUAAUUUCUUUUUGCACACACACAGCGCAAGAAGUGUAGAAACGCGAAUUUACUUCUGAGGAGUUUUAUUUCCUAACAAUGCUCACAGUCGGAGCUGAAAACUUUAAUUCGGGCAGUUGUCUGACGUUAGUUACUUAGUCCGAACAUUAUUUCUCCUCACGCAUUAAAACUUUGGAGAGCCACGAAACCGGUCAACAUGAGAGCUCAAAUCGAGGUGAUACCGUGUAAGAUCUGUGGAGACAAAUCCUCCGGGAUUCACUACGGUGUAAUUACGUGCGAAGGGUGCAAGGGUUUUUUCCGACGCAGCCAGCAGAAUAAUGCCAUGUACUCGUGUUCACGGCAGAGGAACUGCCUGAUUGACCGAACCAACCGCAACCGCUGCCAACACUGCCGUCUGCAGAAGUGCCUGGCUCUCGGCAUGAGCCGCGAUGCGGUGAAGUUUGGCCGCAUGUCGAAGAAGCAGCGGGACAGUCUAUACGCAGAGGUCCAGCGGCACCAGCAGCUCACCCAGGAUUGCCUGGCGGGUCUGACUGGCCGCGAUGAAGCUGAAGACGGAGCCCACAGCCGGCCGUACAGCAGCGGAGGCUCCAGCUCCACCCUCAGCGACCUGGACGACAUCGCCACGCUGCCCGACGGCCUGCUGUUCGACCUGCCGCUCACGCCAGAGGAGGCAGGCGAGUACUGCGCUCUGGAGAUGCUCAGCAGCGGGACAGGCUCUGGAAGUGGAAGCUCAUCAUCCAGUCAGAGCUCUCCUGAGCCCAGCGCUGUGGAUCUGGCGGACGCAGUGAGGGUGAAGCACGAGUACAUCAUGCCUGACAACAGCUGUCUCACACACUCUCUGCUGGGCUCCAUACCAGACAACUGCUCUCUGCACGAUAUAGAACGGAUCACUCAGAAUGUGGUGAAGUCUCACCUGGAGACGUGUCAGUACAGCACAGAAGAGCUGAAGAAACACACCUGGAGCCUCUACACACCUGAAGAAACACGCAGCUUCCAGCUCAAGUCUGCAGAGUGGAUGUGGCAGCAGUGCGCUCUGCACAUCACAAACGCAAUCCAGUACGUGGUGGAGUUCGCCAAACGCAUCUCUGGGUUCAUGGAGCUCUGCCAGAAUGACCAGAUCAUCCUGCUCAAAGCAGGAUGCCUGGAAGUCCUGCUGAUAAGAAUGUGUCGCGCCUACAACUCUUCCAACAACACUAUGUUUUUUGAUGGCAAGUUUGCCAGUCCUCAGCUCUUCAAAGCUCUCGGGUGUGAUGACCUGGUAAACGCUGUGUUCGAAUUGGCUAAAAGUCUGAGUCGUCUUCAGCUGAGCGAGGAGGAAAUGGCGUUAUACAGCGCCGCGGUUCUGCUAGCUCCAGACCGGCCGUGGUUGACGGAGUCCCAGCAGGUUCAGAAGCUCCAGGAGAAGGUUUACGUGGCUCUUCAGCACAGCCUGCAUAUGAACGGAGCCACUGUUGAGAAACUGGACAAGAUGGUGUCUAAACUCCCUCAGAUGAAAUCGAUCUGUAACCUGCAUAUUGACAAGCUGGAGUUCUUCCGCCUAGUUCAUCCCGAGACGGCCUACAAUUUCCCUCCUCUGUACAGGGAAGUGUUCGGCAGCGAGAUCAACUUCCCAGACUCCACCAACAGUUAGAAAGAGCGAGAGAGUGAGGGAGAGAGAGAAUCAGAGUGAGAGAAGGGGAAGUAAAGAGCAUGUGUGAACACAUGAGAGGACAUUAUCUCUAAAAACAGCAUUUAAAAAAAAAAAAAAAGCUCCAGGGAGAAUCUAUUACACUGUUAAAUACUACCAGCACAAACUCAUUCACUACACUACAACAGGGGCCAAUCAAGUGUUUCAGAUUCCGCAACACGCUCGUAUGUACAGUUGAAGUCACAAUUAUUAGCCUUCCUGUGAUUUUUCCUAAUUGAUGUUUAACAGAGCAAGGAAUUUUUUCACAGUAUUUCUGAUAAUAUUUUUUCUUCUGGAAAAAGUCUUUUCGGCUAGAAUAAAAGCAGUUUUAAAUUUUUUAAAAACCAUUUUAAGGUCAAUAUUAUUAGCCCCUUUUAGUUUUGCCCAUCUACCCUAACUUGCCUUAUUAGCCUAGCUAACUAAGCCUUUAAAUGUCACUUUAAACUGAAUACUAGUAUCUUGAAAAAUAUCUAGUAGAAUAUUAUGUGCUGUCAUCAUGGCAAAGAUAAAAUAAAUCAAUUAUGAGUUAUUAAAACUAUUAUGUUUAAAAAUGUGUUGGGAAAAAAAAUCAUCUCUCUGUUAAACAGAAAUUGGGGAAAAAGUAUACAGGGGUGCUAAUAAUUCUGACUUAACCUGUAGAUUAUUCCUGGAGUUGUGCUCUCAGAUCUGUUUUUAAUUUCAUGGAAACACUCCUGAAUUACCGAUUGUGUACAGAUGUAGACAACAUGUUGAUGUCUAAGCAUGCCACUUAUUCUGCAUCUGUACAUUGUUUUUUUUUUCAAUAAUAGAGGUUUUAUAAAUGAAGAAUUUCAGGAUCAAACUCUCUUCCACUGUAACAUUCAGGAGAGCACAACGCUUUUUAUUUGACGCUUACAACAUGCUAGGUGACUGUCACACGUCCCUCCCCGCUGAAUCGCUCUUUAAGCACUUAUAUCGCUUUUUUUUUCCCCCUCCCUCUUCCCUCGUUUUUUCACCCUCAGGUGAAUCAUGAAUGUAUCCCCCAAAACAAAAGCACUUAUUUUCAUUUGAGACCGAAUGUACUAUAAUGCACUUUUGGUCUUGCGUUAUGCAUCAUGAGACUUUAUGACAAUCCGCUCUGAAACAAACAAACAAAAGCGCCCAGAAUGUUAAAAAAACGAAGGGACCAAUGUUACCAGAGCUAUUUUAAAGGAACAUUCUACGUUAAAUACAAGCUAAGUUCUCCAUUUUUAAUAUUAAUUACCACAAUAAUAUUAAGACAUUUUGAAAAACAUGUAGUUUUAACAAUUAACUUCGAAUAAUGUCUUCAAACAUAAUGUAUUUAGGAAAAAAUAUAUACAUUUAUUGUGAAUUAUCACUUCAGACUACACAAUAUUUUUGUUUUUGACAUUUCUCAUGUCAUAUUAUCGUGUUUGACCUGUUCUUAAAAUUCUUGAGCAAGUAGCAUGAGGCUUCCAGACCAAUCAUUGCUUGCCGUCUUUAAUGACAUGCAUGAUGUCAUCAAGCAGGCAGAACUUGGGAGAACUGUAUGUGGAAAUACGAGCAUAAAAAAACAAUGGUAACCAAAGCAAUUUGUUUUCUGCUGACUGAGGAAAAGCAGUAAAGACAUAAAAGCAGGAUUAUUAUUAGCAUUUCUAUUGCCUUUCUUUAGUUUUUUUAGUUGAAAAGCAAAACCAAUGAGAUUCUGUUCUGCUAUUGGUCAAUUUCACAGCAAACUCCUUCAUGCAAUAUAAAAAAUGCAAUGACAAAAAUUGCUUUAACCUAUUUUAAUAAGCAAAUCAGAUCUCAACUAAUACACAAAGUUUAACUUAAUUUUUUUUGUUCGUUUGAUUGAUGUAAGUCAAUGACUAGAGAUGACUAGAAACGUUCAUUUGAUUCAACUAAAACAUUUAAGACAGUAAGAAUUUAUUUACAGUGUUGAAAAGUGACCCAAAAGUGAUAAAGCUGGUUAUUUUUCAGCACGAAUUGAAUAGUCCCAGACAGUUCAUUUGAUUCAACUAAAAAGUUUAAGACAGCAAGAAUGUAUUAGCAAUGUCGAAAUGUGACCAAAAAGUGAUAAAGCUGGUAAUUUUUCAGGGCAUAUCAAAUCGUCCAAGACACAAAAUCUGUUUUAAUUUAUUCAUUUAUCAAAUUAAGCCAAACUAUACAAGAAAAAAUCUCAAUUCUUGCCUCGCAAUGCCUAUUUCUGUUUAAAAAUCGCCACAAAACCAACUUUAAAAGACAUUGUGCCAAAAUAGGACUGAUAUUGUGUAGUCUAAACCUACGAACAAAAUACAACAUACUACCAACCUGAUUUCACCAAGUGGGACAAGUACCUGCAUUAACAUCUAUGUUGAUCCUGGAACACCAUUCCAAUCAGCCAAUCAGAAUUAAGGGAUACGUUUACAGUUUAUGUGAAGUUUAGGCUUACAGUUAGGUUUAAGCGAUUUUACGUGAUUGUUAUCCAACUAUUAUUCCCUUCUGAUUUUGGAAUAUUUAACAGUUAUGGUUGGGUUCAGGGGUAGGGAAUAGGUAUGAAUUACAUUUUCGAACAAAAAUUAUGUUCCAGGAUCAACAUAGAUGUUAAUCCAGGAUCGCAUCGUACUUGGCAAAAUCAUGACAUGCACAAGAUACAUGUAUAAAAGUCUAAAAAAUGAACGUAUAUUGAUAAACGUGCACCUACAGUUUAACGUCUAUUGGGCAGCUAAGCCCGUAAAAACACUGUACACUGUAAAAAGUGAUUCGUUGAAUUUACUUUUAAAAAUAGAGGACACUCAUUGACUUUAUUCACUUUUUAAAAGUACCUAAUUGCUUUUUACACUGUAGUUCUUCAUUAAAUCAGAUUUUAACUUGUGUUUAACCUGGAAUGUUCCUUCAGUGCUAUUUAAACGAACCAGAAAUCAUAAGUGUGCUAAACUGUUUUCUAAUGUGGAAUAGAAGUCAGUUCUUUUGACCAUCAACCAGAUGAACAGUUCGAUUGUGCGGUCAUGACCAAACAUUUGUGAACACCUUUUGUUACAAACAAAAAAAAGCUAAGAAAACCACACAGACCUCACUUCAGCAGUUAUUUGCAUGAUCUCAUACCUCAUACCUCAAUAAAACUUGGUACAGUAUUAAACUCAAGCAAACAAGUUCUCACUGCAAAAGCGCUUAACGGCGCGUUUUUAUUAAUUACAGAUGAGAAUACAGUUAUACAUGGUUAUGGAGAGAGAAAAAAACAAGAGAUCACUUUAAAAUUGUCAACUUCUCUGGAUGUAUUUGGUUCAUUAUUUAUGUGUUUUGAGUAAAAGGUUAAUAUUUGUUUAAUUGUCCACUGAAGCGUUUUUACGCAGAUGAAAAUGGCAGCAAUCUUCUAAAAAUGGGGAAAGCUCAGCACUUUGUGUAAAACCAAAGUCCCUUUAGGCAAGUCAUUUCACUCAACGACCUUCUUUGAAACUGCUCUCAGGCAGUAUGCUCGGUCAUUCUGUUAGAAUGGGGAAACAUCAAAUUCUUGCCAAGCUUACGAUUAAAUUUCAUAUUAAGUAACAACAAUAAGAUAAAACAACAACGGUCUUUUUAGCUUCAUUUCUAAACAUUUGAGUCACACAGAAUCUGCAAAGACUCACGUCUGGUUUGAACCCCUCCCCUGGAGAAUCAUCAGCCUAUACUGAUCGCUGAUUGGCUCUUGUACUAGAACGCGGGGCUUCAUUUGCCAUAUUGACUGGUACACUUUUCCCUAUUCGAAACUAAAUGAGUGACACAUCUUGUGUAUUGUUUGAUCUUAUUCUUCAAUACGGAAGUGCAUCCGUUUUUGCGAUUGUUUUAGAACUUUCGAUUUAGUUGACUAUUGAAGAAAUGACGUAAUAAUAAAGGACAAAAAAUGGUCAAACCACUUGCUAUACCAACAAGUGUGUUUAAGACUAUACUGUACAUGACAAGUUUGCAACAUGAAGCCAUUUUACUGUCUAAAAAUCAAUGUAUGUGAAUGAGACCAGACGUCUCAAGUUAAAAAGAUUCCAAUGGAUUCCCCCUCGUACUUGAAGAAUAAGGUCUAUAGUCUUUUGUAAAACCCACUAAGUACUGUUUUAAAAAAGCAGCCCUUCCAUUGACAACAACAA